CUUAUGUUUUUGGCGCCAUUUAAUUUGAGUCGGAAAAAGAAGAUAAAACAGGAUGUGAAAGUACGUUCAMAUUCCCGACAAAUUAUCGCUAUAAAACGACAUGUUUAUCCACAUAACCUUGUCGAUAAUUCAAGACGAUGUUAAAUAACAACAUGUGAAAGAUGCGCUGUGUUGUUCCUGGAAGAUCUCUAAAACUGUUCGCCAAAGCAAUUCAUUGUUUAUCAAAAAUUGGAGAAGAAUUGUACUUGGAAGCCUUGCCAGAUGGACUUGCACUCAGGACUGUCAACCUCUCAAGGUCAGCAUAUGCCUGUUUUAAGUUCCAUUCCAGCUUCUUUUUGAGCUAUGAUGAUGGUAGCAAAGACUUGACAGAUGAAUCACAAGCUGAAGAUAUGCUCAAGUGUAAAAUUGCUAUGAAGUCAUGUCUAUCAGCAUUCAAGUCAAUGAAUACUAUUGAAAAAUCAGUAGAUAGGUGCAGAAUUGAUCUCAACGUUUCCAAAGCCAGACUCGUUUUCUUACUUUUCUGCAAACAUGGAAUUACCAAAACCCACAAUCUAACAUUCCAGGAAUGUGAGACGCUUCAAGCAGUGUUCACCAAAGAUCUGUGUCCUAACUUUAUAACAACCCAGCCAAAAGUACUCAUGGACACAGUCUCUAACUUUCCAAACAACCAAGAGGAGCUAUCGUUAACAGUUACACCUGAAGUAAUUAGGUUUAAGAAUUAUACUGAUGAUGAACCAGAUCCCAAUAAAGUUAUCCAUACUCAGACCAGUCUCAGUCCAGACGAAUUUAAUAACUAUCAGAUAGGAGUAGACACUGAUGUGACAUUUUGUCUCAAAGAACUCAGGGCAAUUUUAGCUUUUGGAGAAUAUUCAGGGCAACCAAUAAACAUUCAUUUUGAAACUGGUGGAAAGCCCAUAGUGUUCAGUAUGGAUGCUGACUCCACAUAUGAAGCAGACUUUGUUCUUGCUACUCUUGUGGAUGAAUUGCCGUCAUCUUCUCAGUCCUCUCAAACAUCAACUACAGCUAAAUCAUUAACCUCCAACAAGAAGUCCUCUCAGAAUCCCAGAAUUCCAAAUGGGAAACUUAUAGCAAAUGAAUCAAAUUCUCUUGCUUCAAAACAACCCAAAACCAAUGUUAUACAUGACAAGGAGGCUGAAAAUGAUGUUGCCAGGCAACAUGGGGACCAUAAUGAUGACGACGAUGAUAUGGCUGAUGAGGAAAUGAACGAAUUGGUGAUACCAAAUCUUGAGGAGGCUGAACCAGAGGAAUUACCAUUUGGUAGUAAAAGAUAUUCCAGUGUAAGUCUUAGUAAAGCUAAGAAGGAGGGGGCAGUACGUCAAGGUCAAGAUGUUAUGGGCAUAAACAAAAAGUUAUCGAAAAUUCCUAAAACAAGCCAGGAAAAAUCAAUGAUGGGACUAAAUGUCAGUGCAAACCCUAUCCAGACUCCACCAAGCAGUAUAAAUGAUGUUUCUUUUUUAAAUAACGUGGAUAUGCCCUCAUUGGGAAAUAGCUUCUCAAGUCAAAAAAGUCCACAGUUUGGAAAAAAAAUGAUUAGUCAAUCCAAGAAGCAUCAGUCUGCUGAUGACAGCUGUGCAACGUUGGAUGAUGAUGAUUAUGACUUUGUUCCUGGUACACCACCAAGUAAAAAGUUCAAGUCUAUGUUCUUUGGAACUCAUUCAGAAAGCCAUUUGCAGGAGAUCCCCAAGGCUCCAGUUCUUGCUGCUGAUACUGAUGAUGAAGAUUCCGACUAAUUUGUCUAAGAAUCUUAUGUCAAGUGUAUACUUUAUAUCAAUGCUAUUAAUGUAUGUUGCCGAGCCUUGCUUGAAAACAAAGCAGUAAUACUCAAUCAAUGGUAUGUGAUGUAAUAUAGGACAAUAUUACAUUUUGAGGUGAAAAAGGUUAACUAGAAAAAAAAGUUAUCUAGGUUCUUGCACGAUUCUGCAUGUUUGCAGUAUUUCUUCAAAGGUUGUACUAGUUUUAUCGUAAGGUAC
Molecule: messenger RNA, 1991 nt
Organism: Actinia tenebrosa (Australian red waratah sea anemone)
Lineage: Eukaryota; Metazoa; Cnidaria; Anthozoa; Actiniaria; Actiniidae
Product: cell cycle checkpoint control protein RAD9A
Biological process (GO): mitotic intra-S DNA damage checkpoint signaling; DNA repair; DNA replication checkpoint signaling
Cellular component (GO): checkpoint clamp complex
Source: RefSeq, a predicted model, not a curated record